This is a messenger RNA of Osmia bicornis bicornis, 4029 nucleotides long. RefSeq names its product 5-hydroxytryptamine receptor 2B-like (gene 5-HT1). The transcript has 8 exons. Gene Ontology annotation, biological process: adenylate cyclase-activating adrenergic receptor signaling pathway. The coding region runs from base 946 to 2145 and encodes 399 amino acids. Gene Ontology annotation, cellular component: membrane. NCBI's taxonomy places the organism in Eukaryota, Metazoa, Arthropoda, Insecta, Hymenoptera, Megachilidae. The record is from RefSeq and is a predicted model, not a curated record. Gene Ontology annotation, molecular function: G protein-coupled receptor activity.
ACCAAACGGGUCGCUCGAACGUCGCGCCGCCUUUUCUCUCCACCUGCCAUCGACCGGAUAUCGAUAAGCCGUGUUUACGCGACGGCAUCUCAUCUGGAUCGAUCAGCGAAUCGUUUCCGAUCGCGUUUUUUUUUCUCUCACGGACAUCCGUUGUCAAUCGUAAUUCGUCGACGUCAACGACACGAUUUUCGGCUAUUCUGUGAACAAAGUUUCAAUUUUUCAAAACGCGAACGUUCCUUGUGACGUUAUUCGAAAAUCGAUCGGGAGCUCUUUCAAUCGCGUUGAACGAUUGAUUUCCCAUCGGCGGAGGUUUCACGUCGAUCGACGCGUGUGAACGGCGGACCUGUCAAUCGGUACGCUUGUUAUGGUGUCUCGCGCGAUAAUGCGCGUCUCCGGUCCAGCCGCCGCUAAAACGACGAAAACAGCGCGUUGCUGGAGCCUGUUCGUGUCCGGUCGACGCUAAAUGAUCCAACCAGUUUAAUCGAUCGAGUCGACCCGUCGGAUAAUCCACGUGCACCGUUAUCGUCGUCGUUUGAUCACGUACAUCAUCCUGGAGGAGCACCGCGACGCCUGCUGGCACGAUGAUGCACGUCGCCGACCGCUGACCACCGGCCUGCGUCCAGAUUUCAGAAUCGACGAUCGACGUUCGAAAUCGAAAGGAGUAUCCGUUCUUCGAGGAACAAAAACGUCAGGCUGUCCCCGAAAUGGAAACUGGGAAAAGUUUUGGACGGAGAAUGAGAAUGUCAGUCGAUGACACGCGUAUUAAAGUUCGAACGGUUAGACAUUAAUUCCGUUCCCGAGGAGUCGAGUAGCCAAGCUUCCUGAGAAUAGGAGAUUCAUAUCUACGGAUCUGGUAGUGACGGCGGACAAUGGUACAUUAUUUAAGAUGAUAACCAGCGGACAUUGAAGAGCCUGCCAGGACAAGGGAAUAUAUCUCCGUGCGUCAUGGAGGAACACGUGAACCAGGCUGGAAACUCGUCGACGGACGGGCUGGUGUUCACCGAUGCCUCGAUUAUCCUCAGGGCUCUGGUGCUCGGUCUCCUGAUACUCGUCACCGUUUUCGGAAACCUGUUCGUGAUUGCAGCGAUUUUGCUAGAGCGAAAUCUGCAGUCGGUGGCGAAUUAUUUAAUCGUCAGUUUGGCCGUCGCGGAUCUUAUGGUCGCCUGCCUCGUCAUGCCUCUCGGAGCAGUUUACGAGAUAAACUCGGGAUGGUCGCUGGGGCCGGAGCUUUGCGACAUGUGGACCAGCAGCGACGUUCUCUGCUGCACUGCCUCGAUAUUGCAUCUGGUGGCUAUCGCGGUCGACAGAUAUUGGGCAGUCACCGAUCUCAAUUAUAUACAGGCGAGGAAUCCACGCAGGAUCGGUAUGUUGAUCGUCACCGUCUGGGUGGUGUCCCUAGGAAUCUCGUUGGCACCCCAACUUGGUUGGAAAGACCCCGAUUAUUUAGAUCGUAUAGCGGAUGGAACGUGUCUGGUGUCGCAGGAUCCUGCAUACCAGAUCUUCGCCACUUGCGCCACUUUCUACGUACCCCUGCUGGUUAUUCUAUUUCUGUACUGGAGGAUAUUUCAAGCUGCACGGAAGCGGAUCAGGAAGAGACCAGGAACUAUCGUGCAACCACCUCGUGAGAGAAGAGGCAUCCUUAGACUCGUCACAAGAAGGCCACGAGAGGAAUCGACGGCAUUUACCAUAACGAGAUCCACGCCGGACCACUCGUCCAUCUCGCCGGAGAAAUCGUCAUCGUACAACGGUGCGAACACGACACAGUCGGCUACUGUAACACCAUCCACGGUGUCAACGACGACAACCACAACCAUCACAACGGUGACGAACCCUUCCAGCAGCCAUUCCACCUCUUCCAGCAAGAGAACACGCGAAACGAUCGAGUCGAAGCGCGAGAGGAAAGCAGCGAAAACACUGGCGAUAAUAACCGGUGCGUUCGUAGCGUGUUGGCUGCCUUUCUUCUUGGUAGCUCUGCUUCGUGCCACCUGCGAAGUCUGUGAGCCACCGGAGCUGAUAGCUAGCGUCUUCCUGUGGCUGGGCUACUUCAACAGCACCCUGAACCCUGUGAUUUACACGGUAUUCUCACCAGAGUUCAGGCAGGCCUUCAAGAGGAUGCUUUGCGGUGGUUCUAGGAUAAUUCGCUGACAGUGGAUUUAAAUUCGAUCGUUUUCCAUGCGAGUGCGAGAGUACGAGAAACAGUGAUAACGUGUGCGUGGACGUGUGCAUCUUGUGUAUAUAAAACAGUUAUUAAGUUAACAUUUAAUUACUAUGAGCAGAGCGACGCUUGCACAUUUCUUAAAUGAUUCAUUUCAAAUCUUAAAUACUUCUGACAAUGAUUUGUCAUGAAAUAAUACUUGUUAGACUUAAAUAAAAAUCGCUGCAUAAAUAUUUGAAUACAAAAUGCAAGUUGGAUGCAAGAAUCUCAGACAGUUCAUAGUAGUUAAGAGUUAACGUGUUCCUCUCCUUUUGGAUAGCGUUCAACUAUCGUAUCACGUACUUAGGCAUGCCUUAGAAAAUCCGUAGUGUUUUUCAUUGAAAUUUUCCGCUGGAACGGCAAGUUUGGCCCCGAAAGUCUGCGAGCAGCCAACGUUCCUCCAGGUCAAAGUUACCCUCGAGGAGUUCCGCUCGUGAAUGGAUUUUUUCCAGAACGCCACCUCUCUCGAGGGCGACUCGACAUUGUUUCGAGGCGAUUGUUCCUAAGAUAGCGUUACCUUACGAAAGUUCUCUUCGAAAUAGCUACAUUCUCUGAUAUGUCUAUGAUAAACACUUAACUUGCUACCGUUUAGCUACCACUAAAGGGAAGAGGAGAUGAGGCCAAUUUCGAGCGGACGAAUCAAGGAGAACGUGAUUGAAAAUGUGGAGAAUAUUUAUGGUGACCCAGUUGAUCCUACGAAAUUAUUAAAAUUUGCAUUGGUUAUUCAAUAAUUUUAAUUAUGAUUAAGAUUUAUGAGAGGGAAACUUUGAUAAUAUUGUCUCUUGUUAUUUCAAUUUAGGUAAAAACAAUAUAUUUUCGUCGUUUGUACGAGACACGGCGAGGCACUUUCUAAGACGAAAUCAUCCUUCGAAGUUGUGUAAUCCUGAAAUUAAUUUGCAUCUCUUAGAGGAUAACGUUUCAAGGAUUAAUUAAACUUAAUUGCUUGGUUCCCGGUUGCUUGAUCCGCUCGAAAGCUCGCCGAUAUAAAUACGUAUACGCAACACCUAUCGUGUACAGAUGUAUAAACAUUCAUUUCCUCCGUUGCUGCUCACGAAACCACUGCGAUUGUCAUUUUAAAGAUAAAUCAUUAAUAAUAAACUUAGACGUCGACGUAUCGUUGUCGAUUUCUCUUUGUCGAAACGUAAGCGUAGCUCCCGACGAUUAUUCAUCGAUUUCAUGCGAAUCUUCUACUGUAAAUAAUAUGAUAUUUCUAUAGUUACUCCUCACAGUAUCGACGAAGUUCAAUAAAAAGAGGCAGAGAUCGAUCCAGUUUGAGCCACGAGUUCGCAUCGUUGUUCUCGAACAGCAAAUCACUGAAAUUCUGCGUUUCUGUGUCGCGAAAAACAGGAUUUAUUUUCAUUUUAAUAAAUUAAAAUGCUUUAAAUAGGCAAAAAAGUAUUUAACGAAUAAGAAAUUUUCAAUAUUAAUAUAAUAAUUCUGUAAUUUUUUCAAAAAAUGAAACAUCGAAUGAUUGUCUCAAGACACAGAAAUGCGAAUUGAAUCAACAAAAAGAAAGAAGUUGAAGAAGGAAAAUAUACUAAGUGGCAGUAGAUAAAUGAUACGAUUUUCCAGCGAUUCGAUUAGCUUAAGGCUGCGUCAUUUUUUCGACGAUGCAAUAUUCUAGAGAGGAUUGUUGUUCGUUUCGUGUUCGACAACGAAUCGCGUUUAAGAGAAUACGUACGUUCUGAAAUAAAGAAAAAGCAGAAGCGAGUGAAGAAAACAACCAGUACGUUUACAACGAUGCUUCGUAUGUAUAUUUCAUUGCAAUCACUGAUGUAAAUAAAUGCAACAGUUUCAAAACGAUAAGCUGAACCACCCAGCUAACGUUAACUCGA